Messenger RNA from Bipolaris oryzae ATCC 44560, 492 nucleotides. RefSeq lists its product as uncharacterized. The record is from RefSeq and is a predicted model, not a curated record. The transcript has a single exon. Lineage: Eukaryota; Fungi; Ascomycota; Dothideomycetes; Pleosporales; Pleosporaceae. The coding region runs from base 1 to 492 and encodes 163 amino acids. Gene Ontology annotation, molecular function: protein binding.
AUGCUCAAGUCAACUAGCGCUGCUGCCAAGUCGCAUAUCAUUGUUGUCGACGUCGGACAUGAAACGACAAGAUAUAUUUUGCACAAGAAACUCUUAACUCAACACUCUGGACUGAUCCGACACAUGAUAUCUCAAGAUCCCAUCAGAAGAUUUUUUGCCUUCCAAGAUAUCCGCACUGAUGUGUUUGAUGUCUUCGUGGACUGGCUGUAUGAGAAGAAGCUGCCUCCAUCUGCUCAAACUGUUGAUGGUUGGCUCAUAUUCGAUGUAUACAUGCUCGCAGACCGACUCUCUGUGAUUCGCUUGAAGGUUACAUUGAUGACUACACUCUUUCGUGGGCUUUCUUCGCGUUACGUGACCAACGACACGGUCUGUAGGCUUUUUGCGGCUCUACCGAAGAGCGAUCCAUUGCCUCAGCUAGCUAUGGAUGCAUUCUGUAUCAACGAUGCUACUAAGAACUUGGAUGCAGAGAGUCUCGGCAGCAUUGAUAGCUAG